UCACUCCAGUAUUUGUUCCUGGAACUGACACACCACAUCAUCAUACACAAACGUCUUCACUGUCAGGCAACGCCGAGAGCAAAAAGCUUCUGUCAUACGGCAUGUUCCUCACAAAAUGACAUUGUAUGACAACAUCACUAUUCUUCUAGUAGCUAGUUUUCAGGGCUAGUUGACUUGAGCAGUGAUACGAGUGAUCUGUAUUCUUGGUACUUUUUCUUGCUACUUUUUCUUGCUACUUUUUCUUGCUAUUUUUUACCCCAACCGACCCACAAUGACGAGAGGAAUUGGCAUCCAGCGAGCAGUGGUGUUGUUUUCCUUACUGGCGCCUGCAACGAGUUUCUUGCAUUAUCGACCACAGCAAGGACAGCGGUCGUGUCGGGUUGUACCCCCACAGGCAGUUUUUUCAGAGGAUAAUGAGUUUGGCGGCAGGUUCAGCAUGGAAUCACUGCGAUCUCGCCAGGCACAGCUGGAAUCUGCCAAGUUUUCUCAAGAAAAGAAAUGGCGUGAUGCAGACUGCGAAUCUGGAGUGAGGGUGUCCCUGACGGACUGGGUGAGACGGCUCGAUGUUCAGUACCCUCUGGCAGCCUGUGGGACUUCCUCGAGUACCAUCUACCUUUGUCAUUUGGAAACAGGAGAAAUUCUAGCUAAAGGAGCACGGCGUCCCGACACGGCGAAUGAAAUUGAAAAUCUCGACAAAGCCUUGUACCACAUGUAUGGAGAAUAUGAUGGCGGAGGCACUGUUGCCAUUGCCUUCCACGAAGACUUGAUUUGUGAGGCUAGUCGAGAUGGUAGCGUCCAUUUUUGGCGCUUGGAUGCUGGAUCCGCAAGGCUAGUUUAUCAGGGAGCAAUGAAAGCGCUGGAAGGAACUUUUGUUACGGAUUUGAAACUGGACGAUGAAUUUCUGUGGGUAGCAAGUGCCGAUGGAAAACUUCGGGCCUUUCCACUCGAUAGCAACAUGCCACUGGCACUACAAACUCAACCAGAACUGGAGUGGCAGUUUUCAUCAAUGCUCAUCUCCCUGUCUUUGACGCCUGAUAUUGGCUGUGGAGUGGUGACCACAGUAGGUGGCACAGUGGAACUGAUUUCUCUAGAGAACGACGGUCGAUCUCUCUGCUCUUUCUACCCACCCUACGACGAUGACGACGAGGAGCACACUUCAGUUCAUGCCAUGUGUGCUCAACUUGUCGCCCAUGAAGAGGACGAGGAUGGGGAGCUGCGAUACUCCAUUGCAGUUGGAGGCAAUGAUGGGAGUCUGAUUCUGCAACCCAUUCAACUGGACGAGGAUGGAGAAGUCGACGAAUACAGGCCGUUUAUGGGAUCGCUUCGUAGAUUCAAGCCCCGUCACAAAGGCCCUGUGAAGUGCGUUGCUAAUCCAAUUCCUGGAAUGUUGAUCUCAGCAAGUGAAGACGGCAGCAUGCGUGUUUGGGACAUUGAGCAAGCUCAUUGUCUUUACCAGUUUGUCGGCUACAAAGUUUGGAUGGGAAGUUUGUGGACCGACGGUUCGCGCAUUGUCUCUGACGGCAGUGACAAUACAAUUAUUGUACACGACUUUAAGAAACAGGCAGGCACUGUGGACAUGGAAGAGGACGACAUGGAAGAGGACAGCUGGAGUUAGAGGAAACAGGUGUGAAGGGUAGCUACGAGGUGGCGUCGAUUUUGCUCUACGGUAGACUUGGAGAUGGACAUUCAAACAUCUUUGUACAAAGAUUUAGUUUGUACAUAGUUUCAAUAAUCGCAUAGUAUAUCGUUAUUUAUUUG
Seminavis robusta is the source of this 1758-nucleotide messenger RNA. The record is from the annotation of a GenBank genome assembly. Lineage: Eukaryota; Bacillariophyta; Bacillariophyceae; Naviculales; Naviculaceae.